This is a messenger RNA of Juglans microcarpa x Juglans regia, 948 nucleotides long. RefSeq lists its product as uncharacterized. The transcript has a single exon. The record is from RefSeq and is a predicted model, not a curated record. The coding region runs from base 1 to 948 and encodes 315 amino acids. NCBI's taxonomy places the organism in Eukaryota, Viridiplantae, Streptophyta, Magnoliopsida, Fagales, Juglandaceae.
AUGGAUGUUCAUAAUGCUAUUUUACCUGGGAAUUUUGAUGAGGAAAUUUAUAUGGAUUUACCACUUGGUUACCACAUUCACAUAGAGCAGCAUGAGGGGGAGAAACUGGGGAAUCAAAAAGGUGCCUUCACAACAAUCUUAGUCUAUGUGAAUGAUAUCAUAAUAGGAGGUAAUUCUCAAAGAGAAAUUGAUCUACUCAAAGCUCACCUCCAUAGAAAAUUUAAAAUCAAGGAACUUGGACCCCUCAAAUACUUUCUAGGACUAGAGGUUGCAAGAUCAUCAACUGGAAUAAAUGUUUGUCAAAGGAAGUAUACCCUCGAAAUCUUGAGAGACUCAGGGUUACUAGGCACCAAACCUGCCUCCAUACCUAUUGAGUUAAAUCACAAAUUGAGUCAUACCACAAAUGAGUUCCUACAAGACCCUACAACCUAUAGUAGACUCAUUGGAAGGCUCAUCUACCUGACCAUUACCAGGCCAGGCAUUACAUAUGCAGUAAAUGUCUUGAGCCAGUUUAUGGACAGACCAUCACAAGCUCACUUACACUCAGCUUAUAGAAUCCUCAGGUAUCUAAAAGGUUCUAUAGGCCAGGCCAUCUUUUUUUCAUCAAAGUCAUCCCUACAUUUGAAGGCCUACAGUGAUUCUAAUUGGGCUGCUUGUCCCAAAACUAGGAGAUCAGUCACAAGUUUUUGUAUAUUUAUUGGGGACUCAUUGGUAAGUUGGAAAUCAAAGAAGCAAGUGACUAUUUCUAGGUGCUCAGCAGAAGUAGAAUAUGGAGCAUUAGCCUCUACAAGCUGUGAAAUUGUUUUGCUCCUUGGUCUGCUAAAGGAACUCAGCAUUGACCAUGCACAACCUGCUAUCUUGCUUUGUGAUAACCAAGCAGUCAUCCAUAUCACGAAGAACCCUAUCUUCCAUGAGAGAACUAAGGUACUAAGCAGAAGCAGAAUAUAG